Messenger RNA from Danio rerio (zebrafish), 1795 nucleotides. Lineage: Eukaryota; Metazoa; Chordata; Actinopteri; Cypriniformes; Danionidae. The record is from RefSeq and is a predicted model, not a curated record.
UUGUGAGGGAGAGCAGAGGGGUUUGUUUAUUGUUCCAGGGACAAAAGUGUGGGUGAGAAUCAUAAAAGCAUCGAGGGAGAUUAAACUACACAGCACAUCAGAGAGACUGAGCGCGAUACGCACACACAUACUCACAUGGCAGCUGCCUCCGCUGUUGAUUGGCUAGGACAGUUGCCACAACGCCUCAGAGGUGUGGAUGUGAAGAGCAGUAACCUCAGGAGACUCCGGCCAAAGGUCACACCAGGUUGCUAUGACUGCUGCAUCCGCUGCCUGGGCGCUGUGCCCUACACCAGCUUGGUGGCCACCCUGCUCUGCUACGCCGGCGUGGGGCUCUUCUGCGGGGCUGGCCAUGAGGCACUCACUCAUACACACACCUUUGUAGAGCUCCACUUCGCAAGGGACGUCCAGGACUUCACUGUCAUGGCAGACUUUAUAAAGUAUUUCCAGUAUGUGAUCUACGGUCUGGCCUCCUUCUUCUUCCUCUAUGGACUGCUGCUGCUGGCUGAAGGUUUUUACACCACCAGUGCAGUAAAGCAGACGUUCGGGGAGUUCAGGAGCACACAGUUCGGGCGCUGCAUAAGUCUCACUUUUAUAAUCCUGACGUACGUGCUCGCUCUGAUCUGGCUGAUUGUGUUCGGCUUCACGGCUGUUCCUGUGCUCUUCUUCAUUAAUAUGAAAAGCUCCUGUCACACUGUUAACGUCCUGUCAGAGACCACCUUGUUCAACCAGCAAUCCAGGGUCUGCAUGGAUGCACGCAUGUAUGGAUUUCUUUCCUGGAAUGCCAUGCCAGGGGUUGUUUGUGGAAAUGCACUGGCCAACAUAUGCAAAGCACCAGAGUUCCACGUGACCUAUGACCUUUACAUCUGUGCUUUCGCUGGAGCAGGAAUCACCCUUCUUGCCCUGUUCGUUUACAUGGUCGCCACCACCUACAACUACGCUAUUCUGCGGUUUCUAGGAAGGAAGGGAAUCCGUUGCUAGGUUCAGUUUCUACGCCUGCUUUCCUGCUGCUGCGGUUUCAGUGUCUUCACUGCGGCCGGUGAGGAAACGCAAACGAGCUCCAUGAAGCCCCUGCAGAGUUCUAGCUUACAGAGAACAAACACACACAAACCACUGUAUUCACAAACCAAAGGACCACAAACUGAACACACACAAAAACACUGAUCAAUAGAUGCAAAUAAAUUUGUUAAAGCACAACACAUAAAAGACUGUAGCGUAGAUCUCUGGCGGAGUGGAAUCUUGCUUCUGUAUUUCUUCACUCGUUUCCUCUCGCUGUGUCUUUAUUAGACCGCUCUCAUGGCCAUUUAUUCAUUUUAAUGAUUGUAUUCAUUGUGCUUCUUGGUCAUAUUAAUGCCUUGCAGUUUGCCAGGAUUUUAGCUUUUCUCCACUCUCUUUCUUUUUUAGACACACCCACACACACUACACGUCUUUUUGAGAGAGUGUGAUUGUUGUCAGAUGUAGGUUUGCAUUGUGUGAGACACAGAGAACUCAUUAUUUACAGACACUAAUGUUGGUCCUCCUGUGUGUGAUUGUAAGUUUGUGAGUGGUUUUGUUGUAUAUUUUGACUAACUUUAGCAGUAUGCUGAACCUGAUCAAUGAUGGUGCUCGGUCAAAACAACUAAUCAUUUUUUAUUGUUCUGACUCGUUUUAGACAACUAAAAGUUAUUUCUAGAGUACUCUUGUGAAUAACUGUAUGUGAUUAAUACGAAUGUAGAAUUGAAACUAAAGUGAGUUUACAUAAAAUCUGUGUUGACUUCUUUGCAACUCAUGCAAUAAACUUUAAUUUCUUUUAAUGAAG